AUGAAAUUUGAACUUGUUGUUAACAAAGAUGAAAUUCUGUUUAAACCACUAACGAAAACUGUAGCUGCGGUUACAGUAGUGAGAACACGUGUCGAGAGUGAUGGUAGGCCAUGUGCGACGGAUGAUGCUGCGGUAUCAGUCGUACCUGUUGCUGCGGUAACAGGUAGCAAUAUCACUUCUGUGGACGAGAUGCAAAAAAGCAAUGAAACGGAUGCUGGGAAUAGCAUUGAGGGAAAAACGUUUUGGUUUAAAGAAUUUGAAAUGUUAUGUUUAACAAGCGAUUUUGAGGAAAUUGAUGAGCGGGGAAACGCAGAUUUAUCGAAUAUCAGUAAAGAAAAUGUGAGGAUGCGUGCGCGAUUACGCCGUCGGUUUACAGAUUUAAUUCUGAGAGCCACUAUAUGCUCAGCCAACGUCCUAGCUAUACUACCAUUUCGCUACAACAAAACCAAGCGAAGAGUAGAAUGCUCGAAAUUAUGGCUUAAGUAUACCAUCAGCAUCAAUGUGAUCAUCCUUUUUCUGCUCAUCUGGACACGACCCACAAAAGAUCGCCUAAAUGUCGAUAUAUUGCAACGCAAACCGAUUGUGGCGCUCGUCAAUUACUUAAAUUUUUACGGCACGAUUUACACGAUUGUCCUCAUUAUUUGGAUGAAUUGGCGUGACCGCAAGAACCUCUUGGAUUUCUUCAACACAUGUUUGAUUAUGGAAUAUGAGUGCUUCCGUAUUUAUAGUGACCUCAAGCGGGAAUGUGAAGAUUUCGACAACUUCAUCAUAUGGAAGGCCGUUCUAACUCUAUUGCAAAAUGCCUCCUUCGUCAAUACGGUCUAUGAUUUCAGGAGUUUUAGUUGGGUCGCUCAAUUGCUGUUGCUAAUUUUCACAUAUUUCUUGCUUAAUAUGCUGUUGGUCACCAUCCAGCUGUUCAUCAUAUGUAUUCUCUUUCAAUAUCGCUGCUUUUGGGUGCUUAAUCGACGGCUGCAGCAUAUCGCCGAGGUGGAAUUGAAGCAAAGCGGUCGGGAACAUAUAACAGCGGAGAUUAGUAUGCUUUGUGGUAUUUACGUGCGUUUGCUGGGCAUUUUUCGCCGGUGUACGAAUAUGUACGAGCAACAAGCCUUGCUGAUGGUCGCCGUGUUGACUGGUUCGAAUAUAAUGAGCUUGUUUUUUGCAAAGCUUAUUUGGACCGGUAAGGUUAUGGAAAUGAGUGUUUGGAGUAUCUGCGAUAAUCUACAAAUGGUUCUGAUUAACGUUGCCGAUUUUUGGUUAACAAUAACUAUCUGUGAAUUGACGGUGAACACUUCGCGAAUAACGGCAAAUUUGCUACGAAAUUUUAAUGACUUUCGACGGUUGGACAAAUACCUGGAGCGAAAUGUGGAACAAUUUUCAUUUAUUUGUUGUGAUAACCAAUUGAAAUUCCGUUUGUGUGGCUUGAUAGACCUAAACCACGAGACCGGUUGCAGAAUUUUAUUCACAAUGAUUUUAUAUUUUAUAUAUUUCGUUCAAGUUGACUAUAAUGCUACAUGA
This is a messenger RNA of Bactrocera tryoni, 1515 nucleotides long. RefSeq names its product gustatory receptor for bitter taste 22e-like. Gene Ontology annotation, cellular component: membrane. Lineage: Eukaryota; Metazoa; Arthropoda; Insecta; Diptera; Tephritidae. Gene Ontology annotation, biological process: sensory perception of taste. The record is from RefSeq and is a predicted model, not a curated record. The coding region runs from base 1 to 1515 and encodes 504 amino acids. The transcript is spliced from 3 exons.